Notechis scutatus (mainland tiger snake) is the source of this 2605-nucleotide messenger RNA. NCBI's taxonomy places the organism in Eukaryota, Metazoa, Chordata, Lepidosauria, Squamata, Elapidae. The record is from RefSeq and is a predicted model, not a curated record.
GGUAGAGCAGCGGCGCCGAUGGCUGAGAGGACGGUUGCUCUCAUGUCGCAGGAAGGAGAGGAGGCUGCCGCUGUGCAGUGCCCUGUCCGGGCCGCCCUCAACCAUUUGUGUCAGGAACUCAAUCUGGACGUUGACAGCGCUUCGGAAGCCCUUCGAGAUUUCACAGCCUUGCGGGGCACCUACAGCCUUGAGGGAGACGUUAUACAUUGGUUGGCUUGUGCUCUCUACGUUGCUUGCCGUAGAAGUGUAGUGCCUACUGUAGGAAGUAGUUUGAUGAAAGGAAAUUGUGUCUCACUGACCAGAAUUCUGCGUUCUGCGAAGUUAAGCUUAAUUCAGUUUUUUAGUAAAAUGAAAAAAUGGAUGGACAUGUCAAACCUGUGUCAAGAAUUUCGAGAGAGAAUAGAGAAGUUGGAGAGAAACUUUGAAGUGUCCACAGUAAUAUUCAAAAAAUAUACCCCAAUCUUUUUAGAUAUAUUUAAAAAUCCUUAUGAAGAACAACCUAAAUUUCAAAGAAGCAGGAAACAAAGACGGGUACCCUGUAGUGCUAAAGAUCUAUUCAACUUCUGCUGGACUCUAUUUGUCUACACAAAGGGUAAUUUCAGUAUGAUUGGAGAUGAUCUAGUGAACUCAUAUCAUUUACUUUUAUGCUGCUUGGAUAUGGUUUUUGCAAGUGCACUUUUGUGUCCAUAUAAAAAAGAUUUAAUAAAUCCAUCUUUCAAAGGUUUGCAAGAAGACUUUCAUACAACUGACUCCAGAACUUCUGAAAGGCCACCAUGCAUUAUUUCUACACUGUGUGAAUUACAUGAUGGACUUUUGGUAGAUGCCAAAGGCAUAAAAGAACAUUACUUUAAGCCAUAUAUUUCAAAGCUCUAUGAUAGGAAGAUUUUAAAAGGAGAUUGUCUCUUGGAUCCAAGCAACUUUGUAAAUAACAACAAAGCCCUGAAUAAAGAAUAUGAAGAAUAUGUUCUCACAAAAGGUGAUUUUGAUGAAAGAAUUUUCUUGGGAGCAGACGCAGAAGAAGAAAUUGGAACACCUCAAAAAUGUUGUGCAGCUACACCAUGCGGAAAUAUAAGAGCUCAUGCUGAAUGUCAUCUUCAACAACAUUUUGAGAAAAGAUCCUUUGCACCAUCAACCCCCUUAACUGGCAGGAAUUAUUUGAAAGAGAAGGAAUCAGUAAUUACACCAGUUGCUUCUGCAACACAGAGUGUGAGCCGGUUACAAAGUAUUGUAGCAGGGUUGAAAAAUGCACCAAGUGAACAGCUUGUAGCUAUUUUUGAAUCAUGUAUACGGAAUCCUAUGGAGAAUAUCCUGAAAAGAGUAAAAAAGAUAGGUGAUAUUUUCCGUCAGAAUUAUACUCUCUCUGUCAAUAAUCAACUGGUAUGCCAUUUAGAUUUCGCUCUUCACCGAUUAAAAUUGGCAGAAAUUUUGUAUUAUAACAGUUUGGAAACUAUAAUGAUACAAGAAAAGAGAAGGCUGCCUGGCAAAGACAUGUCUACCAUUUUAGAACAAGAUAUUUUCCAUUGCUCUUUGCUUGCAUGUUGUUUUGAAAUAGUGCUGUUUGCAUAUGGUUCACCAAGAACUUUUCCCUGGAUCAUUGAUAUUCUUAAUGUCAAGCCAUUCCAUUUCUAUAAGGUGAUUGAAGUAUUGAUUCGUUCGGAAGAAGGACUCUCAAGAGAUAUGGUAAAACACCUCAACAGCAUUGAGGAACAGAUACUUGAAAAUCUAGCCUGGAGAGAAAACUCUGUACUUUGGGAUGCCCUUCAAGCCUCAGAAGAUGAGGUUCCACGCUGUGAAGAAGUAAUAUUUCCAAGUAAUUUUGAAACAGGAAAUGGAGGAAAAGGAUUAGGAUAUCUUCCUAUGAUGCCAGCAUCUCCUAUCAUGCACCCCAGAGUAAAAGAGGUUCGGACAAAUCACGAGGGCAGUCAUAGGCGAGAUUUGCAGCUAUUGUCUCCAAUCUCCAUUCAUGAUCGUUACAAUUCUCCUAUGGCAGGGAGUGCUAAAAGAAGGCUUUUUGGAGAUGAAAGCCCUCCCACAAAACCUGCAGAAAAAAAAUAUGCUGAAGCAAUGAAGCUGACAACAGACAAGCAUAUGCCUGUUUCACCUGAUGAAAUUGCUCGAAGUAUGGCACAAACUGCAGUAACAAGACAAAAAGUAACAAUCCCAUUACACGGUAAUACAAAUGAGACAGGAAGGAUCACAUUGAUACCUAUUGCAGUCAAUAUAUCUGAAGACUCUAAAGUGGACAGCUAUGGACAAGUCCCACUCAGUGCUGAUGCUUUAAUGACUGCUUGUCCAAGUCAGCCUUCUCCAAGUGAACCCUUUCAUUCAACAGGAAACAAGCCAAAGAAAACUGGAUCUCUAGCACUUUUUUUCAGAAAGGUGUACAAUUUGGCAAGUGUUCGAUUACGUGAUCUAUGCUCAAAACUGGAUGUUUCCAAUGAUUUACGAGGGAAGAUAUGGACUUGUUUUGAAUUCACUUUAGUCCAUUGUACAGAUCUAAUGAAAGAGAGACACUUGGAUCAGCUUCUUCUCUGUGCUUUUUAUAUCAUGGCAAAGGUUCUUUGUUUCCAGGUACUCUAAAUAAAUGUUUUCCUUUGGCCAGCUA